Molecule: messenger RNA, 1215 nt
Organism: Momordica charantia (bitter melon)
Lineage: Eukaryota; Viridiplantae; Streptophyta; Magnoliopsida; Cucurbitales; Cucurbitaceae
Source: RefSeq, a predicted model, not a curated record
AUGAAGGUUGACAAGCAUGAUCGACCAGAAUUCUCUUCUCUCUUCAUCUUCAACUUCUCCGCCAGCCCCUUCAACCACCAUUUCUUCUCCCAUAUAUUUCCCGACCGCAGCCCAUCCCCGUCCCUGUCUCCGUCCCCGUUCCCGAGAGCUUGUGAUUACUCCUUUGGCAGAUGGGUUUGGGAUGAAACUUAUCCCUUCCAAUCCUACACUGAGAAUUGCCCGUUUCUUGAUCCGGGGUUCCGGUGCUCUCGAAGCGGCCGGAGAGAUGAAGGCUACCGGAAGUGGCGGUGGCAGCCGGAGGGAUGCGAUCUCCCGAGACUCAAUGCGAGUGAGCUGUUGGAGAGAAGUCGAAACGGGAGGAUAGUGUUUGCUGGCGAUUCGAUCGGGAGAAACCAGUGGGAGUCGCUGCUAUGCAUGCUAGCACAUGGAGUUUCAAACGUUUCAACAAUAUAUGAAGAAAGUGGGAAGUCAAUAAACAAGCACAAGGGAUUUCUCACAAUGCGAUUCCAAGAAUACAAUCUUACAGUUGAAUAUUACAGAGUUCCUUUUCUGGUCAUCAUCGGCCGACCUCCUCGAAACUCGCCCAGCGAAGUUCACGCCGCAAUUCGAGUUGAUGAGUUGCAUUGGUAUUCCAACCAGUGGGUUGGUGCAGAUGUCCUAGUUUUCAAUGCUGGCCACUGGUGGAAUCUGGACAAGACUGUUAAAAUGGGUUACUAUUUCCAAGAAGGCGGGAAACUGAAUAUGAGUAUGGGUGUGAUGGAAGCAUUUCGGAGGUCACUGCAGACAUGGAAACAAUGGGUAGAGGAAAAUUUGGAUCCAAACAGAACCCAUGUUUUCUUUCGCAGCUAUUCUCCUGUUCAUUACAGGGGUGGGACAUGGAACGAAGGGGGUCACUGUGACACUGAUGAGGAGCCAGAAAGAGACUACACACAGCUGGAAGAUGAACCAGAAACCAAUACUUUCAUUUCAAAUACUAUCAAACAAAUGGAUUCUGUAAAGCAUAAAGUUCAGUUCUUGAAUAUUACAUAUUUAACAGAGUUCAGAAAGGAUGGCCACCCUUCCAAGUAUCGCGAGCCUGGCACGCCUGAGGAUGCUCCACAAGAUUGUAGCCACUGGUGCCUGCCUGGAGUACCAGAUACGUGGAAUGAAUUUGUUUAUGCCAAUCUUUUGUCAAAAGGAUUCAGAAAGUAGUGCUAAGUCCGUCCAAAAGAAUUA